Molecule: messenger RNA, 1395 nt
Organism: Colletotrichum spaethianum
Lineage: Eukaryota; Fungi; Ascomycota; Sordariomycetes; Glomerellales; Glomerellaceae
Product: cytochrome P450 monooxygenase FCK2
Exons: 3
Coding region: 1-1395 (464 amino acids)
Molecular function (GO): oxidoreductase activity, acting on paired donors, with incorporation or reduction of molecular oxygen; iron ion binding; heme binding
Source: RefSeq, a predicted model, not a curated record
AUGCUAGCGAGCGACGUUCUUGCAAGCCCCCAGGCUUUAGGGCUCUCUUUUUUUAUCGGCGUUUUGUUACAUCUCUUAAUCUUUCGAUAUGGAGAAUGGGAUCUCUCAGCACAGCGUAUCAUCAGCAGCUUUUCUCUCGCAUAUAUAACGACUGUAAGUGCGACCAUGGCCGCGCCGGCAUUGGCGCCUAUGCUAUCAAGUCCGAUCGAGACAAUACGAUUACCUGAAGCUUUAAGGAUUGCAUCAAUUAUCUUCUCGUUUAUUAUUGCAGGAAUUUACUCGAGUAUGCUUGUAUAUCGAGGUCUCUUCCAUCGAUUGCGACAAUUCCCCGGACCAUUCCUGGCCAAGUUUACGAAUCUUUACGUAACUUUCAAGAUCUGGAACCGAAUGCAUCUACACGAAGAUGUUCGGAAACUUCAUGAGAAAUACGGCGAUAUAGUUCGAGUCGGCCCAACAGAGCUUUCCAUCAAUAAGCCGGGUGCCAUCGAUGCUGUCUUCCUUGAUACAGACUGUAUGAAGGGGCCUUGGUAUAAUCUCCUUCAUCCCAUGGUCUCGAUGCAGAUGGUCCGAGACAAAGAAGCGCACUCAAAACGUCGAAAAGCAUGGGAAUAUGGCUUCACUUCAAAAUCUCUGCGUGACUACGAGCCCCGGGUCCUCAAAUAUACCGACCAACUCCUCGCUGGAAUUGAAGUCAACGCCGGUACAAAGUUUAACGUAGCACUUUGGUUCAAUUUCUACAGUUUCGAUGUCAUGGGUGAAUUCUCCCUUGGCCAUGGCUUCCGCAUGCUCGAAGACGGCGUCGCGCAUUUCUACAUGAAUUCUUUGCACGAUGAGACGAAAGCUGUUGGGAGAUUUACGCACGCCAUGUGGGCGCUGCCGUUGUAUCGCAAGAUGGCGAUUUGGAACGCCGGCGUCAAAAAGUUCAAAAGAUGGAUCUCGGGGCAGGUGCAGCAGCGUAUUCAGAACAAACCAGAGAGUCCGGAUAUCUUCACUUGGGUAUUGGAGGACCAUGAGGCGAAGAAGGAGCAUUCGUCUCAGGACAUGUUAAAUCUUUAUGGGGACUGCAUCUUGAUUACCGUUGCGGGAAGUGACACUGUUGCCGCCGUGUUGACGUGCCUGUUCAUGGAGCUUGCACGUCAUCCGAAGGAGUACAAGAAGCUCCAAACGGAGCUCGACGAAUACUUCCGCCAACAUGACAAGCCCGAACAUGCUGCACUCUCAAAGUUGCGGUAUCUUCAGGCCUGCAUCGACGAAUCACUCCGACUGCACCCGCCGGUGCCCUCAGGGGUUCAGCGGAUGACGCCCCCAGAGGGCUUACAGGUCGAUGAUGUGUGGCUCCCAGGAGAUACCAUUGUGUUUGUCCCCUCUUACACUCAGUAUCGCGGUGGGUCUUAG